ACCAAACAUAAAAAAGAUCCUCUUUCCUCAAUAAUAAUAAUCAUCAUCAUCAUUUAAAAAAAAUCGAAAUAAUAUCGAGUUUUGAUGGACGGCAACGAGCCCGACUCGAUCUAGGGUUAGGGUUUUCAUGGGAUGCGGCGCCUCCAAGAUCGACGACACACCUUUGAUCGUUCUCUGCAGAGAGAGGAGAUCCCUCAUCCGAGACGGCCGCCGACCGCCGCUUCCAUUCUCGCCGCCGGCCACGUCUGACUUACGUCCGAUCAUGCGCGGAGUCGGCGAGAGCGAUUACAGAGGUCGUCUACUGCUAUCCCGACGACGAUUUAUCAAAACCCUAGCGAUUGGGGUUAUCCGUACAAUUAUCCGAUCGGAUCCUCCGCCGCCGCCGGCUGCUGAAGGGGGAUCUGCUUGGGAUUUCUUUAAUCCUUUCAAUUCGUAUGAGCAAGGGAAGUACUCUGGUUAUUAUGGGGUCAGCUCGGCGUCAAGCAGUACUAAUUCAAGUGAGGUGAGAAAGAGGGAAGGGAUUCCUGAUCUCGAGGAUGAAACACAGCAGGACACAUUGGAGAAAGGGAAGAAAGUGAUGGAUUUUGGCGAAGGAACUUCGAGAUCGGUGCCAGAGGAGGACAUUGAAAAGAGCAUUGAUUCGGAACACGAGAAAGAGAGUAUAAGCAUAAGUGGGGGUAGUAAAGAGAGCAGCAUUAAGGAGAACGAAGGGCAGGCAAAGGAUGAAGGGGUGACUUUGGAGGAGGAGAGUCGGGCGAGCAAUGUUAACUUGGCGGCCGCUAAUGGGAAUAGGGACAUUAUGGAAGUAGUGAUAGAAAUCAAGAAAUUGUUUCAAUCAGCAGCUGAUUGUGGUGAAGAAGUUUCGAGGAUGCUAGAGGUGGGAAAGUUGAAUUAUAGAUCGAGGAGUAGAAUUUCUAGAGUUGUAUCUUCCAGGAUUUGGGAACCCAUGGGACUUUCUAUUUUAUCUACAAGACCUUUUAAGCAUUCACAAAGUUCUGCAACAAGGCCAACAAAGAACAGGAAUAAUCCUGCUGUCUCUGAAAAUCGCAUUGGUAUAAAGCCUGGCAAUCUGUCAUCGACUUUGGAGAAGUUAUAUGUAUGGGAGAAGAAACUUUACAAGGAGGUUAAGGAUGAAGAAAAGCUACGACGCAUUUAUGAAAAGAAAUGGAGGAGACUAAGACGUUUGGACAAUCGAGGAGCAGAGUCCAAUAAGAUUGAUUCCACUCGGGCAUCAAUAAAACAGUUGCAGCUGAAAUUAAGCAUUGUUAUUAGGUCGGUGGAUACCAUUUCAAGUAGGAUUCAUAAGAUAAGAGAUGAUGAGUUGCAGCCCCAACUUGUCGAAUUAAUCAAACGAUUGAUAAGAAUGUGGAAGUCGAUGUUGGAAUGUCAUCGGAAGCAGUUGCAGGCUAUACUUGAUAGUAAAACCCACAAUCUCAGGGCUAAAACUGGGGUCCAUGGACAUAUAGUCGCAAACGCCACCAAAGAACUGGAGAUCCAACUUGUGAACUGGUGUUCUUGUUUCUAUAACUGGAUCAGCAUCCAGAAAUCUUAUGUUGAAGCCUUAAAUGGAUGGCUCAUGAAAUGGCUUCCACAAGAAGAGGAAGAAACAGAAGAUGGGAUUCUACCUUUCUCCCCGAGCAGGAUCAAAGCUCCUGUUGUUUUCGUCGUCUCGAAUGAUUGGAGUAAUGCAUUAUUAAGGGUUUCAGAAUCAGAAGUUAUGACAGCAAUGCAUAAUUUUGCUGUGCACGUGCACAAUCUAUGGGAAAGUCAAGAUGAAGAGCAGCGUCUGAAACUGAAGGCAGAAUUUUUGUCCAGAGAUUAUGACCAAAGGCUCAACACUUUGAAAAGGGAUGGCAGGAUACAAGGAAAUAAUCUAGAUGUCGUCUCUGCAACCAAUGCUGGCCAAGUUUACCAAGAUGACACCAGGAAGGCAUUAGAGCUGGCGAGAAAAAGAUUGGAAGAGGAGAGAACCAAGCACAGGCAAAUUGCGAAACAAGUGCAAGAGGCAGCUUCCUCUACCCUCGAAACUGGGUUGCUUCCAGUAUUUGAAGCAUUGAGGGGUUUUAUUUCAGAAACAGUCGAUGCGUAUAAGGAACUUAGAAUACCAAAAGAAGGCGAUGGAGGUCCAUAACUGCAGAUAUUUCAAGGGCUCUGAGGAAUUCUUUGAUUUUUGACAUAUCGAGGGAGAGUUACGGAUAUAUACGGCAUCCAUUGAUUAGUUAUACGGGUGAUUGGUUGGUUUAUUACUUGCAGAGGAUACAUUAUAUAGGAGAUUUGAAAGGGAUAUACGGGAAUUAAGUAUAUUUACAGUCGAUAAAUACAUUCGGCUGAAAAGAGGGGUCAAAUGAUUUUGAGUGGUUAAAUUAGUAAGGAGGCAAGGUGAAAAAAAGUUUACAGAAAGUUUAGUUGCUAGGAACAUUGGUGAAAUUACCUCUGGUCAGUGAUUUUUCGACUUAAAGAUCAGUUGUUUCUCUUUUGAUUAUAGGAAAGAUCAGGUAACAGCUAACUGUAUUUAGCUUGAUGAUUCUUUUGUAUAAAAAAAAAUACAUGUUCCCUUCAAAAAAUUUUAGCCAAGAUUAAGCUAAAUUUUUGUGGUUACACUCCGCAGAUUAUCAUUUUGUAUUUAUUUAUUUGAGCUAAUUGGAGA
Messenger RNA from Asparagus officinalis (garden asparagus), 2647 nucleotides. RefSeq lists its product as uncharacterized. The record is from RefSeq and is a predicted model, not a curated record. The transcript has 5 exons. Bases 128 to 2131 code for a protein of 667 amino acids. NCBI's taxonomy places the organism in Eukaryota, Viridiplantae, Streptophyta, Magnoliopsida, Asparagales, Asparagaceae.